AUGGCCUGGGCGAUCUGGUGCGCUAUGGUGGUAGCGGGUUGCGUGUGUACGGACGCCGCGCCAGCGUCGAACGCGCUUACACCCGCUCUCGACUGGGCUCAGUUCGAUUCAACGGGACCCGACGAUGAGAGCCUCGGCUAUGCUGUUUCUCCUAUGAGCGGGCGUCUGUCGGCUGGUGCUCCUUGGCUAUACCUCCUAGCUGAAGUACCCCGUGAUGCUCAGGAGAGUGAGCGUCUGAAGCGACGCAUGCCUCAGCUGUCCAUCGACAUGCCGAUGUCCGUGUUGCGAAACAAACUGAACCUCGAGAAGGAGAGGAAGGUUCAGGCCCUUCGCGCUGCCAUCAACAGGAGCUUCCUUAAUGACAUCGGAAAGAGAGGUUUUGUCUUAAGCCCGUCAACGGAAAUGGAUAAAUAUUAAAAGAUGCAGUUCAUCGCCUUCCAGGAAUACUGUUAUUGAUUAAAUCUCCAACGAUUACUGCCUUGAUAUUUUAAUGUUAGAAUAUGAUAUUCAACUAGUUGAUAUUUGUAUAGCGAACUUAUGAAAAGGUGUAUGGUGUACUGUUAAUAUUAAAAUCAUAGAUUUAAAUUGUUUUAUUGCUUACUUAUUUGUUUGUUACACGUUAAAAAUGUGAUUACCAUAAUUAUGUUAGAUAAUGUAAUUUUAUUUCGAAAUUGUGCGCUUAAUGUUAAGGUUUACCAUAAAACAAAUAAAAAUCAAAAUUAGUUAA
Melitaea cinxia (Glanville fritillary) is the source of this 727-nucleotide messenger RNA. RefSeq names its product diuretic hormone 41-like (gene Dh44). Gene Ontology annotation, molecular function: hormone activity. The record is from RefSeq and is a predicted model, not a curated record. Lineage: Eukaryota; Metazoa; Arthropoda; Insecta; Lepidoptera; Nymphalidae. The coding region runs from base 1 to 417 and encodes 138 amino acids. Gene Ontology annotation, cellular component: extracellular region. The transcript has 4 exons.